Symphalangus syndactylus (siamang) is the source of this 3682-nucleotide messenger RNA. It is a transcript of the gene GTPBP3, whose product is annotated as GTP binding protein 3, mitochondrial. Gene Ontology annotation, biological process: tRNA wobble uridine modification; tRNA methylation. NCBI's taxonomy places the organism in Eukaryota, Metazoa, Chordata, Mammalia, Primates, Hylobatidae. The record is from RefSeq and is a predicted model, not a curated record. Gene Ontology annotation, molecular function: protein binding; GTP binding; GTPase activity. Gene Ontology annotation, cellular component: mitochondrion; cytoplasm.
CAGCCCUGAGCGCUUCACCACAUUAUGACAGCGCCGUCCUUGCAGCAGCCCCAGGAACUAGGUGCGGUUCUUACCCCCAUUUCACAGAGAGGCUCUCUCAAGCACAUCCCUGGCCCGCCGCGAUCCCGCAGCCCGGGGGUGGCAGGGCGCAGCCCAAGCCUGGGGCUCUCGGAGGGGCGUGUCCGCGUCUCCGCGCCGGGACCCCAGCCCGAAGCACCGUCCCAGCCCCGCCCGCCCGCCGGGCCGCAGCCGCAGUGCCGGGAGGAGACGGCCCCUCGUCCAGACACCACGCCAGAUUUUUCUUAACACGCAAGUGCGCCGCCCGCCCGCUCUGAUCCAGAACCAGAGAAUCCGCCAUGCGAAGACGCUCCCGGAGACCCCGCCCAGCCAGUGCCUGGAAUUCCACCACCAGCGCUUUAUUCCGAGUUUCAGUGCUGUCCUGGGUUAACCUGAAAGCAAUCUCCGAGGCUCCCCUUUCUGGCUUUCGGGGAGCCAGAGACUGACCGGACACUUGGCUCUGCAGGUGCAGACCUGGGCCAGAGAGAGAGACAGCCAAGGAAGUCCACAGUGGAGAGAUGGCUGUGCUGGGGGUUCCAGGAAGACUUCCUGGAGGAGGGAAUCUUGGAGCUAGGCCUUGAAGACGAGUUUGUCAAAUGAGGAAGGGCAUCCGAAGCCGAGGGAACGGCAGGAGGGAACGCUGGGGAGGGGAGAGAAUCUGGAGAAUUCCGGAAAAAGCAAGUAGGACUCUUUCCAGAAGUUUGGGCAAGAUUUUCCCUGGACCAGGGCGUGGGUUCUUCAGUACUCAUCCCUCCCGGUCACUGAGAUGCUCUGAGUUUCCGGUCUGAACCUGAACGUAAAGAGGUGUAGUCCCUCCUUUCUUGAACGGGAAAACUGAACGCACAUAGGUCCUUGCCACGCCUAAGGCUGCGGAGUGAGCAGAUGGAAAAUGAGGGACUCAAAACCUCUCCUCGCUGUAAUUUGCACUGCCCUGUGCCAAGCUCUGUCCUUUCUUCCGUUCCUUAUUCCUAUUGUCAGCCUCGCUGCGCUAGGACCCUAAAAAUUUGGUCUCAUGUUGCCCGGGGAACAACAUUUCGCUACACCUACCUUCAUAGCGCCUCCCGCUCCCUCUCUCCGUUGCACCAGCCAAUGGAAGCGAGGAUCUUCAGACUGUGGGCGGGACGUAUCCUAAGAUUGUGCACGCGCCGGAGCAGCGGCGCACCAGCCCCCGGCUCCGGCGCCACCAUCUUCGCUCUAAGCUCUGGCCAAGGCCGCUGCGGCAUCGCGGUGAUCCGGACCAGCGGACCCGCCAGCGGCCACGCCCUCCGAAUUCUCACGGCACCCCGAGACCUGCCCCCUGCUCGCCACGCCAGCCUGCGCCUCCUCAGCGAUCCCCGCUCCGGGGAGCCUCUGGACCGCGCACUGGUGCUCUGGUUCCCAGGUCCCCAGAGUUUCACCGGUGAGGACUGCGUGGAGUUCCACGUGCAUGGAGGCCCGGCAGUGGUGAGCGGCGUCCUGCAGGCCUUGGGUAGUGUGCCAGGGCUUCGACCGGCAGAGGCAGGCGAGUUCACCAGGCGGGCGUUCGCCAAUGGGAAGCUGAACCUGACCGAAGUGGAGGGGCUGGCGGACCUUAUCCACGCAGAAACCGAGGCGCAGCGGCGGCAGGCCCUCAGGCAGCUGGACGGGGAGCUGGGCCACCUCUGCCGUGGCUGGGCCGAGACCCUCACCAAAGCUCUAGCCCACGUGGAGGCCUAUAUCGAUUUCGGUGAGGAUGACAACCUGGAGGAGGGGGUCCUGGAGCAAGCCGACAUCGAAGUACGGGCACUGGAGGUGGCCCUGGGUGCACAUCUACGAGAUGCCAGACGUGGGCAGAGGCUCCGCUCAGGGGCGCACGUAGUGGUCACUGGACCCCCCAAUGCCGGCAAGAGCAGCCUAGUGAACCUGCUCAGUCGGAAACCUGUGUCCAUCGUGUCCCCGGAGCCAGGGACCACCCGUGACGUGCUGGAGACCCCCGUCGACCUGGCCGGAUUUCCUGUGCUGCUGAGCGACACGGCUGGGUUGCGGGAGGGCGUGGGGCCCGUGGAGCAGGAGGGCGUGCGGCGCGCCCGGGAGAGGCUAGAGCAGGCUGACCUCAUUCUGGCCAUGCUGGACGCCUCUGACCUGGCCUCUCCCUCCAGUUGCAACUUCCUGGCCACCGUCGUAGCCUCUGUGGGAGCCCAGAGCCCCAGUGACAGCAGCCAGCGCCUCCUCCUGGUGCUGAACAAGUCGGACCUGCUGUCCCCGGAGGGCCCAGGUCCCGGUCCUGACCUGCCCCCGCACCUGCUGCUGUCCUGUCUGACGGGAGAGGGGCUGGACGGCUUCCUGGAGGCACUGAGGAAGGAGCUAGCUGCAGUGUGUGGGGACCCGUCGACAGAUCCCCCACUGCUGACCCGAGCAAGGCACCAGCACCACCUCCAGGGUUGCCUGGAUGCCCUUGGCCACUACAAGCAGUCAAAAGACCUGGCCCUGGCGGCAGAGGCGCUGCGGGUGGCCCGGGGUCACCUGACCCGGCUCACAGGUGGAGGGGGUACCGAGGAGAUCCUGGACAUCAUCUUCCGGGACUUCUGUGUGGGCAAGUGAUGGGAUCCGGGGAAGUCGCACCCAAGCUGCAUGGAGACCCAGGAGCCUCGGGGGAUCUGGAAACAGUUUAGGCCAAUUGGGAUUCUCAUUUGCCUGGGAAAGAACUUGAUUCUCAAACAGUGAAGCAACACAGCUGAGAAAGAACUUGAUUCUCAAACAGUGAAGCAACACAGCUGAGAGGUAGUGAGAUCCCUGCAGGGACUCCCUGGAGAUUCAGGGCCUGGAAUGGGGCUGAAUGGAGGUCCCGUUCGACUCGAUGCUGGGGCAUCCGGGUUGGGAUGGAGAUAGGAGGAUCUCAGUGUAUUUGUUUUGUAGUUUUUAAUUUAUUUUGCAAAUACCAAAGGAAUGUAAAAAAAACUCAGGUGAUCUAGAAGUUUUUAUUUUCUUCCCUUCCCUUCCCUUUCCCCUUCCCCUUCCCCUUCCCCUUCCCCUUCCCCUUCCCCUUCCCUUCCCCUACCCUUCCCUUCUCUGUCUAUUGCCCAGGCUGGAGUGCAGUGGUGCGACCUUGGCUCAUUGCAACCUCUGUCUCCCGGGCUCAAGCGCUUCUCCUGCCUCAGCCUCCUGAGUAGCUGGGAUUACAGGCAUGUGCCAGCAUGCCUGGCUAAUAUUUUUUUUUGAGACAGAGUCUCGCUCUGUCACCCAGUCUGGAGUUCAGUGGUGGGACCUCGGCUUACUGCAACCUCCGCCUCCCGGGUUCAAGCGAUUCUCCUGCCUCAGCCUCUUGAGUAGCUGGGACUACAGGCCCACGCCACCAGGCCCGGCUAAUUUUUGUAUUUUUAGUAGAGACAGGGUUUCACCAUGUUGACCAGCCUGGUCUUGAACUCCUUGACCUCAGGUAAUCUGCCCAUCUCGGCCUCCCAAAGUGCGGGGAUCACAGGCGUGAGCUACCACGCCUGGCCCCAGAAGUGUUUCAACAUGGAAAUUUUCCUUAGCCCUUCUCCGGUUGUCAUGGCUUAAUGUGUGUCUUUCCAGAACUUUGAAUGUUUGCAUACUUGUGGAUGUACCUUUCAAAUAUGUUUGUCUUGUGUAUCAUAUAUAAAUAGUAUUGUGUUCAUUGCUCUACAAA